This is a messenger RNA of Aspergillus luchuensis, 660 nucleotides long. Its product is annotated as putative cysteine dioxygenase. Gene Ontology annotation, biological process: L-cysteine catabolic process. Bases 1 to 660 code for a protein of 219 amino acids. The transcript has 3 exons. The record is from RefSeq and is a predicted model, not a curated record. Lineage: Eukaryota; Fungi; Ascomycota; Eurotiomycetes; Eurotiales; Aspergillaceae. Gene Ontology annotation, molecular function: cysteine dioxygenase activity; ferrous iron binding.
AUGGCUUCUACAAUGCUUGCAUCUUUCCCUGGCACUGCUGCCAGCUACACUACCUCCCAUCUGAACAAGGACUCGGCUCCGUUAUUGGUCGAAGAGGACAACUAUACAUUUGAGCAGCUUGUUCAAGACUUGAGAAGCUACCUGGGUAGCUCUCGAGGCAUUGAUGGAGAAAAUGUUGACCACAACGUUCUGAUUGCCUUCAUGUCCAAAUACGCUUCCAACCCUAAAGACUGGUCACGGUUCGCACGCAACGACGUGAGCAAGAACUAUACUCGCAACUUGGUGGAGGAUAUCAAUGGCCGUGCCAACCUGCUGGUGUUGGUCUGGAACCCGCAAAAAGGCUCGCCCAUCCAUGACCACGCAGAUGCGCACUGCAUCAUGAAGAUUCUAGGGGGAGAACUGAACGAAGUGAUAUACGACACGCCAGACCCCGAACGGGGCCAUGAUACGCCUUUGACGGUCAAGCAAGAGACCACGUACAAGACCGACGAAGUUGCGUAUAUCUGUGACCAGAUCGGAUUGCAUAGGGUCAUGAACCCACAGAAAGACCAAGUUGCUGUUUCUUUGCACUUGUAUACGCCGCCCAAUGCCGCGGACUUCGGCUACAACAUCUAUGAUCGCGACACUGGACGGAGCAGCCAUGUCUAUCAGGCAUCUUAG